Messenger RNA from Panicum hallii, 1697 nucleotides. Its product is annotated as geraniol 8-hydroxylase-like. The transcript is spliced from 2 exons. Gene Ontology annotation, molecular function: oxidoreductase activity, acting on paired donors, with incorporation or reduction of molecular oxygen; monooxygenase activity; heme binding. The coding region runs from base 73 to 1254 and encodes 393 amino acids. NCBI's taxonomy places the organism in Eukaryota, Viridiplantae, Streptophyta, Magnoliopsida, Poales, Poaceae. The record is from RefSeq and is a predicted model, not a curated record.
GACUGGCAAGCAGUGCCCGCAGCUUCACUUGCAACAGCAUCGUCGAGGAAUCACAGGCAGAGAGAGCUAGCAAUGGCUGCUCUCCUUCUGUGGCUGGCAUGGCUAGUUAUCUCCCUCCUCUCUGUCUACGUUCUCGACCUCCUUAUCCACUCGCGCAGCGGCCUUCCCCCUGGUCCCCGUCCACUGCCGCUCAUCGGCAGCCUGCAGCUUCUGGGCAAGCAGCCUCACCGCUCCCUCGCCUGCCUGGCCAAGAUCCACGGCCCGCUCAUGUCCCUCCGCCUGGGCACGGUCACCACAGUGGUCGUCUCCUCCCCUGAUGUCGCCCGAGAGUUCCUGCAGAAGCACGACGCCAUCUUCGCCUCCCGGUCCGUGCCGGACGCCACCGGUGAGCACGCCAAGAACUCCGUCCCCUGGCUGCCCAACGGGCCGCGGUGGCGCGCGCUCAGGAGGACCAUGGCCGCGGAGCUGUUCGCUCUGCACCGGCUCGAGACGCUUCACCAUAUUCGGCGCGAGAAGGUGCGCGAGCUCGUGGACCACGUCGGCCGCCUGACGCGCGAGGGCGCCGCGGUGGACAUCGGCCAGGUGGUGUUCACGACGGGUCUGAACCUGCUCUCGCGCAUGAUCUUCUCGCGCGACCUCACGGACUUCGAUCGCCAUGGCGAGUCGAAGGAGUUCCAGGGCGUGUGCGCGGAGAUCAUGGAGGUGGCGGGUAUCUCGAACGUCUCGGACUUCUUCCCCGUGCUCGCGGCCGUCGACUUGCAGGGUGCACGGCGGCGGAUGGCGAGGCUGUUCGCGAGGCUUCACCGGGUGUUCGACGUGGAGAUUGCCCAGAGGCUGCGUGGCCGUAGCGCCAGCGAGCCCCGCAAGAAUGACUUCCUCGACGUGCUGCUCGACAACAGCAAGGCCGGCAUUGAUCGCGACACUCUGCUGUCACUGUUCACGGACUUGUAUGCUGCUGGGAUGAACAACAUUUCCAAUACCAUGGAGUGGGCAAUGUCAGAGUUGCUUCAAAACCCAUUAGCUAUGUCUAAGGCUUGCGAUGAGCUUUCACAGGUUAUUGGCGCAAGCAGAAAUGUUGAGGAAUCUGAAAUUAGCCAGUUGCCCUAUCUCCAAGCUGUGGUAAAAGAAACUUUUCGAUUACAUCCUCCAGCACCACUUUUGCUACCGCGCCAAGCCGAUACGACAACAAAGGUAAUGGGUUACACAAUACCUAAAGGUGCACGAGUACUUGUAAAUGUAUGGGCAAUGGGUUGAGACGAAGAUAUUUGGCCUGAGCCUGAGAAGUUUAUGCCGGAGAGGUUUUUGAACAGAGCAGUCGACAUAAGAGGUGGAGAUUUUGAGCUCAUUCCAUUUGGUUCUGGCCGCCGUAUCUGCCCUGGGAUGACAUUGGCUAUCCGCAUGGUGCAUUCGGUUCUUGCAUCAUUGUUAAAUCAGUACAAGUGGAGCCUCCCAGAUGAGGUGCAAAGAAAUGGGAUUGAUAUGUCAGAGAAGUUUGGAGUGAAUGUUACAAAGGUUGUCCCACUCUGUGCUAUAGCCACACCAAUCUGAGACUAAAUUAGCAAUCCAUCAGAAUAAAGCUUUGGAUGUCCUCCUUAUCGUGUAAGCAGUGUGGUGGUGUAUUGGUGUGACUGUAUCUUUGUAUGAAUUUCAAGAGUAUAUGAAUCAAUUAGAAUAAGUGAAGCCUUUCAUAUUAGCAA